AUGACAUCGCUUAACAACUCGUCUGUUGUCAGUGGAACGUCUGAAAACUACGGAGUGAUCCAAUACCAGGAAACUCUACCCCUGCGUAUUUUUCGUCAUACCUUGUUCACACUGAUCAUCUUGGCCAGCUUGAUCGGUAACUCGGUCGUUUGUAAAGCAAUUUGGAAAGCGCCUCACCGCAAGCCGUUUUCAUACCAUCUCGUUGCCAACAUGGCCUUUGCAGAAAUCGUCAACUCUCUCUGCUUACCGAUCAUGUACGUCUGGCAGUAUGAAAAAGGACACAAGAAUGUUGUCAUCCGCGAUAUCUGGUGCGUUGACAAUCCCAUCCAAGUUAUUUCAUUGAUGGUAGUAACUCAUUCGCUGGCAGGGCUCGCGUUCUACCGCUACCGAGUGCUCAUCAACCCUAUCCAAAGACCUGUAUCUGGGAAAGUGAAGACUGUGAUCUUUUCCUGUUUGUGGCUUGUUCCUACUGCUGUCUGUGUGCCCAUAUUCGUUAUUCAAAACAGGUUCGUAGGUGGCCAUUGUGAAUUGCAUCCUGUUGGGAAUGGCUCUGCCUAUUUGCUCGUGUUAUUCACCCUGAAUUAUGCCCUACCCUACUUGGUCAUGCUAGCAUCUUACGGAGCGGUAGCGUGGAACCUAAGACAGCGAAUUGGCCAAAACACCUCCCAUGCUCGCAGUAACUCGGUC
Molecule: messenger RNA, 687 nt
Organism: Porites lobata
Lineage: Eukaryota; Metazoa; Cnidaria; Anthozoa; Scleractinia; Poritidae
Source: the annotation of a GenBank genome assembly